AUGCAUGGCGUCUGUGAAGGCUUCUCACUGUCCUGUCGAUCAACGUCUACCAACGUGCAAGGUCCAGACUCAGGAUCUAACGUUCGCCGUCAGGCGCCGCACAACACGACGGGGAGUUCCCAAACAGGAAACAGCGGCCCGUUACCAAAUGAAUCCUACGUAGUCGAGGGUCCUACAUUCAACAGAAUGUUGGCGAUUGUCGUCGGUGAAGCCGAGAAAGCCAAGACUCCGCGAAUCUCGCAAGACAUGAAGGCGACGUCUACUGAACCAAAGUCUGCAACGCUCCAUCGAAAGCCGUCGCUCACGAAGACAAAGGUAGCACGCAAGAUUACAUCACAGGAGAGAAAGGUCGAGGAUACCGUGGAUACAGACGACGAUGAAGAGGAAGGGGAUAAGAGAGCUAGAGAGCAGGAUGGCGAUUCGGACAAAGGAGACAACGAUCCGAACUACCCCUCUGGUAGCGUGCACCGUCGAUUCCCGGUGGGCUCAGAGCCGCCUGGCUGGAAAAUCGUAAAAUGGGCCACCCGCUCCUCCGGAAAGCAGAAAUGGAAAGGUCAUAAUGCGAAGCGCGUUCGGUGCAUCGGUAUUUAUGUCUGCAAUAACCCGACCUGCAAGAGGACCACACGCCCUCUCACGAACGACAAACGACGGCAGGAACAGGCAAUGGCGAUGUAUACGUGGACGGAAAUGGGGGGAGAUGGGCUGGAGUACUCUUGCUGGGAACAUGAUGGUGUGCAUACGCAUGAGCGGCCUCCGGGGGGAGCUGUCAGCCCCCAAGAAGAGGCAGAGAUAGAUGCUCAAGCAACUCGUCGCCCUACCGCUCACGCCCAUGCUUUGCGUACAGGCGAUGCACUUCCAGGAUCGAAGCCCUUGGCCGACAUUAAUCCCAAGUUAGCUGACCCUCGUGCCGCUCGCUACCAACUGGCGAAGAGCCAGGAGCGAACCGGAAUACGUCCAGCUGGAUCAUCUAAGAGCGGGUUCUCUGUUCUCGAAGUCUACCGAAAGCUGCGAGAGGAAUACGGUUCGACAUUCUUGCUUGACAUGCAGGUAUUCUCCGAGUCGGUCAUCGUUCUGCAGACACCUUGGAUGAAGGAAAGGCUCGGACUCAGCGUCAAUUCUUGGCUUCAGGAGGGCUCGGGACCUUCGAUCCUCGUUAACACGAUCCAGACGUAUCCUGGGCACGGCAACGUCACAGACGCUGAUAACAAGUACUUUCGCCAUGGAUACCUGCUUGUUUCGGUUGGAUUCGACACAACCCUUGAAUCCUGGGUUCCCGCUCUGUAUACGUGGGACGAUCGUCUAGAUACGGCGCACAUCCGCCAUCAUUUUCGUUGGCUAUUCAAGUCUAUCAUCGAUCACGCAGACGAGCGUUUUGAGCCAAAAUUGUUGUUCAACAUCAUGGACUUCUCUCAAGCCCAGGAUCGUGCCCAUGAAAUCGAGUUCGCAGAGACGAUGAUAACUCGCCAACACGCCACGUACGAGAAACUUCCCGAGGCUAUCCGUGCACAGACAAUUUCGAACGCACGAAAAGCUUAUCUCGAUGAAGCGGCAAAGUAUCGGCGCGGAUGUGACGUUCAUUUUAUGCGUUCAGCUACACGGCUCAAACGAAACGGAACUCUAGUACCCCCUGAGCACACUGCGCUAUUCGACGAGUUUUGUCAUCUAGCGAUAGGGAGAGACACGACUCGGUCUCAGUUCAGCGAGGCCGUAGAACACAUUCGAACAACGCUACCUCGCAUUCGCGGCUGGCUGGCUUGGUGGCUUCGAGCCAGCGUUCGAACCAUGGCAUUUCCUUGUCAUUCUGUCAGCGACCCAGAAGAUCUCGACCAAACCCCAAACAAUUCGAAUCCCGUCGAAACACAGCACUCUCUUCUUCAUCACGCCGUCGGGACAGACCAUGAUUUGAUUCCAGGAGUCCAGAAUCUUUAUCUCCACGCGAAGGAGAUGGAGAAACGUACAAAAUCGAUUGAAGGUAACUCUGUUCCUUUAUUGCUACUUGAAAGCAUCAUCGAUCUCACCGCUAUCUGCGUCCAUGUAGAAGGGCACAUUGGUCCCAGUCGUGGACCGAAGACCGGUCGCAGAACCCUGAAGCCUUGGGCGGUGAAUGACGGUCGUGCACCCGAUACGUACGAGUUGCUGAGGCCCACGAUGGCCUCUGGCACACCCCAUCAUAGCUCAUCCUCGACCGAUUCGCUUGACGCCACAAAUGAAUCCUCGCUACCCACAUCUCCCGCUCCUUCCAUCCUCCGAUCUUAUAAAUGGGCCAAAAACUCCUGUUUUUUCGACGUCGGUCAUGAGCUAUUAUUUCGAUUCUUUAUGCGCCUACGCCCUCCCCAACGGUUGACACUCAGGCAGCUCUUUCAUGACUCGUCUUCGCCACUCGCGGAGAUGCUCUACCAGUUUGAUGUUCGCUGUCGGUGGACCGCCGAAAAGGGUGCCGGAUCGGACAGACAUACGGACAAGGGAACUCGUAUCCUUGGUAUCGCCCAGUCCAAACUUCGCUACUAUAUCUCUGACAGGUGGAACGAUACUCCGGCAGGCAAGUUUGGUCAUCCUACGAAUUGGAUACAGCGUCUUCUCGAGGUACGCUUAAAUAAAUUACUGUGUGGAGAUAAUCCUGACGAGGUGUCUCAGGAUAAUACAGGCGGAACCUUUGGAAACGAAGAUACGAUACGUCUCCACUUCGGUAUCCAGCAACGUGUCGUACGGAUAUGCGGAAACGGACAUUCUCAGACUGCUACAGUUUCUACUAUCACUACAGGACCGUUUGUGAUGUCCGAGCACGACAAGUCCUUGGCUCGCAUUGCAUUAUCUCUUGAACCCACCGCAACGAUCACAAUUCAACAGUACUUCCAGUUCUGUAUUCCUAGAAUCGCUGAUCGCACUUCCGCAAAAGAAGCAUCCGAAAUGAUCCAUAAUGUCACCGUCGAUGCUUGUCACCACCCUGGCUGCACCGAACGACCUCACAACGUCGAAACGCUUACGUCGUGGCCGGAACUGCUUCAGAUUAUUCCCGACACCAUUGACCUCAAUCCACACGAUUGCCGUCCAGUCCAACCGCUUGCCUCAUUCUCAAUUUCUUCGCCGGUCGAGGCGUCUCCCGAGGACGCCACUGGCUUUGAAGAAGCCACAAGAUACGAGGAUAUUGGCUAUGAUUUUAUUGGACGUAUAAUCUUCCUCCGCGAGGCCAGCCACUUCCAGGCCGAAAUCCUCAUCGAAGAUCGGGUUUAUGUCUACGACGAUGUGGAGAAUGGGGGAUUUCUCCAAGACAUAGGAGACGUCUCCGUAAUCGAGCGCUCAAAUGUGAAAACAUCCCUUUUGAUGUACUACCGUCGCACACCAUCUUCCACUUCACGCCGUAGCGUUGCUCAAAUUGUUAAGCUAUUAUCUCAGGGUCCAGUGGCUAUUGAUGGCUAUGGACUAGUACCUGCAAACCCGAUACGGCCUGACUCACCUACUCCCCCGCCACAAACCGCUCUCCCAGAUCGUCCUAACACCAAGCCCGCCACACCCGAUACUGUUGACGAACUCAUCUCCGCCACACUUGACGCCACACUUCCCCGCCCACAGUCACCUUCCGAGUCAGACACGUCGGAUUCAGUGGACGACACUCAAGCUCUGGUCCUGCAUCGCAACAACGAAGCAACACCUGAAAAUCCUACGUUCACUUUAUACCCGGACUGUAUCGGAUGUUAUGGCGAUCUGGAUCCUGACGAAGUCGAUGUCAGUCGGACUCUGGAGUGUAAUAUCUGCCAGCGGCGGUCGCAUGUGAGCUGCAUAGAGUUUCAGUGGGGCUUGCCACAUGGGUACCCAGUGUCUCAGUAUUGGCGGUGUUACGUCUGUUCCCGGGCCGCGCGUGAGCGACCUGGGAGUGUUCUCUGGAGUGAUGCGAAGUAUAUCAAUCAGUAUAUCCUUCUUCAAACACGGGAAAAAAGCAAGACAUAUUAUGCUGCUAAGAUUCUUCGUCGCGAAGGUCGCAGCGCCGUCUUGAAAUGGUUUGAUUGCAAUAAAUACUCGCCCAUGCGCGACAAGCCCUUGACAGACGAGUUCAAGUUCCCUACUCAGCGUGCUGUCGAGGCGGCCAUAGCUAUGUACAAAAAUGCAGAAAAUGCUGGACAUAUCUACUGGCCCCUACAGCUUUGCGAGGACGCACGGGACAAGUAUCGAUAUGCUAAUCCCACCAUACAAGCGGCUCUGGAAGACGCCUUUGGCGCCAUUAUAGCCAUCCUUACCGGAGCGCGAAAGCACCCUGUGAUGAGUGGGUACAGCAAUUGGCUUAAUACAGCCGCGGGCCGUCAAAACCUUCUUCGGCGCGGCCACGAUUGGGCCAACACUACGUUUAACAUCCCCAUUCUCCCCGGAGAUUCUUCGCUAUUGGCACCGUACCUUUCCCAUAUGCUACGUGUUCUCGCCGAUCGAAUGCCAGACUGGACCGGCGUACUUCGCAGUCAGCUCAUAUUCGAACCGGGAACUGUUCUGCUCCAGCUAGUAAUUCUGCGCACCUAUUUACGCCUCAGCCCGAAGCACGACAACGAGAUAUUCGAUCUUGUUACAUCACGAAGGAUUGUCAAUCGUCCCUCUGAAUGGCAGCAAGUGGCACGGGUCCUUGAUCAAGACUUCCAAGCCGAUAUUUACGAGGGCGUACGCACUCGAAACUCCGCACAGGAUUCGGAUGACGGCUCAAGCAUCGGAAUUCCCGAACCAAUGAUCACUGAUUUUUGUGGCAUGUAUAAGCUCAAGGACCUAAUCCUUCGAUACCGACCUGAGAUGGACAUUCUGGAAGGUAUCGUUGGUAUCAAGUCAUCCAAUGGACAGCCAUACAUCUGGAGAGGCUCCUCUGAAAAUCAAUUGAGCGGAGGAGAGCCGUAUUCCUCUUUUCGUCCACGUCCACGCGCUCUUGCUGCAAAGCGAACACAGGCUUCAUUGGAUGCUCCGCCCGACAUGACGUCCAACAUAGUUGAGGUUCCAGCUUCCCCCUCUGAUCCUCCGGAAGAACCGCCAAAGAAACGGAAGAAGCACAAUCCCGCUGAUUCAAGAUUGCAUCAUGUGGAGAAACGAUCCAGUGCAAGGCUGAAGGCGAAGGCUAAAGCGUGA
Stereum hirsutum FP-91666 SS1 is the source of this 5094-nucleotide messenger RNA. RefSeq lists its product as uncharacterized. The record is from RefSeq and is a predicted model, not a curated record. The coding region runs from base 1 to 5094 and encodes 1697 amino acids. The transcript is spliced from 10 exons. Lineage: Eukaryota; Fungi; Basidiomycota; Agaricomycetes; Russulales; Stereaceae.